Paramecium primaurelia is the source of this 2682-nucleotide messenger RNA. The record is from the annotation of a GenBank genome assembly. NCBI's taxonomy places the organism in Eukaryota, Ciliophora, Oligohymenophorea, Peniculida, Parameciidae.
AUGCCAAGUGCUAUACAAUAUUUUUCUGAUUUAGAUUCAUUACAUCAUGUUUCAAACAAUUUUCUAAGACCAUAAUCAGCUGUUUCACUAUAUUAGAAUAAAAAGAUUAGUAGCUCAACUAUGGUGGAUAAUAAAUAAGUUAGUGACACAAGAUUAACUGAUCCACGUUAAACACCAAGAUAUAUAAAGAAAGAUAAAGAAGAAUUGUAUUAAGAAUUGUUACAAUUAUAAUAAAAAUAUAAUUAAUGUAAUGAAGAAAAUACUAAAUUAAAAACUUAAAUUUCAUCAUUAGAAAAAUAAGUUAUUCAUUUAACAGAUUUAGUUAGAAAUGUUGAAAUGUUUUGUAAUAAGAAAACUAGUCAUUUCAAUGUAUUUUAGUUAAAAAAACAAAUUCAGGAUCUUAAAACUAUUCUUAAAACAAAAGAAUAAGAAUUAGAAUAAUUAAAAUAAAAUGUUAAAACUACCAAAAUAGAUGAAAUUAGAAUAGAAUUAUAAGAAUCUCAUAUAGAAUGUUUAAGAUUAAGAACAAUGCUUGAUCAAUAAUUAAGAUAAUAAGUAUUAUUUAAUUAUAAUGAUCAUACAUUAAUUGAAGAAAAAUUAUAUAUAUAAAGUUAAAUGAUGAAUUAAUUAAAAACAGAAAAUGAUUAAAUGACAGGAUUACUUAAAAUUCAAGAAGAAGAAACAUAUUAUUAUAAAAAUUUGUUAGCUGAAACUUUAAAAACAGUAAGAAGAUAUGAAGAAACAAUAGAAGAUUUACAUAAGAAUCUAAAAGGUAAAAAUUAAUUUAUGGAUAAAUUGGCUUAAAAAAUAGAAGCAUUAAAAAAUACUAAUAAUGGAUUAGCAGAUAAAGUAGUAAAAGUUGAAGAUUUAAAAGAAGAGAUUAGAAUUUUAAAAUGUACAAUAGAAGAUUAAAAUAAAUAAAUUAAAAGUGUUUUAUCUGAUAAUGAAUAUCUAAAAGGAAUGGUUCAUGAAUUAAAAAUUAAAAAUAAUGAAAAAUCAGAAAUAUAAGCAAAAGAAAAAAAAGCAUUAUAAGAUUAGAUUGCAAAAAUAUCAAAUUAAUAUGAUCUUUUAGAUGAUAAAUACAAAAAUCUAUUAUUAAUUUAAGUUUAAGCUAAAAAUAAAGAAACUGCUUAAUCUUCAUUGAUUCAUAAAAAAGAAUAAACUGUUGGUUUAACUCUUAAAAAUAACAAUGAUAGUUUUUAAUAACAAUAAACAUAUGUCCCAAAAAAAUUAAGAGCAAUAAAAAUGAAUGAUGUUUUACAUAUUGGAGAAGAAUUAAAUUAUAGAUUUAGAAUAAAAAAAAUAAUAUUAAUUGAUGUUAUAGAAUAAUUUCUAUUUGAUGAUGAUAAUAAAAAAGAAAAAAAAGUUAGUAUCAAAUAAUUACAAAAAAGAUUCGAAAAAGAACCAUUUAUGUUAUUUGAAUAAGAUAAAGCAUUAAUGUUUGCUCGUUUUUUAAUAGAAGAUAAUUCCUAAGAAUUUGUUGAAUUUAAUAUUGAACUUACAGAAACCUUAGAAAGAGUUAAAAGUAUUUUUACUAAGAUAAUUGGUAAUUAUAGAAUCUUUACUGCUGAAGAAGAAAUGAAACAUAAAGAAGAUAUUACUAAACUUAUUAUCAAAUAUAAAAAUUCUCUAAAAUAACAUUUUGAUUCUCUUCAAAGUAAUAAUGGUGAAUUAACUAAAAGAUAAAUAUUAGAAACAUUUAUUUUUAUGGAUAUAGAUAUUAAUAAUAAUUAACUUGAAUACUUUUUCUUAAAACUAUUUGUUUUUUCAAAUAAAAUUGAUAGAUUUCCAUAUUAAAAGAUUUUUGAAAUAUUCUAAUAGACUUAAACCACAUCAAGUAUUAUAAAAUAUUUCAUUAUUUUAGCUCCUCAUUUAUAAAGAAAAGAAACUCAAAGAAAAAAAGCAAACACUGAAUCUAAUAAGCAACCUGUCUAUGUAACUAAAAGUCUAUUCAAACCAGUUGAAGCUACUAAUCUAUAAUAAGUUUGAAUUAUUGUUUUAAUAUCAAAAUUAAUUAUUUUAAAUAUUCAUUUAUAAUGUAUUUCAGACAUCACUGCCUAGAAUGUGGUACAAAUUAUAUUAAUUAAGGACGCUAUUUUGAUUGAUCCAUGGGUAUGUAUAAUGAAUGCAAUAUAUUUAUGUGAAAAUUGUGCUAUGAUUUUAUCAACUGAACCUGGAGUUACUAAUAUUAAAAAAUACUCAUAGCUAAAUGAAGAGGAAAGAGAAAGAAUGUAGAAAGGUGGAAAUGAAAAAUUUUAAUUAAAUGUUACUAAUGUUAAUGAUAAAUUUCAUACUCAUAAAGCAUUAUAAUAUAGAUUUGAAGUAUCUAAUGAACUAUGAUAGUUAGCAUUAGGUUUAAGUGAAUUUGAUUCAGACAUCAGCACUAAUUAUGCAAGUCCAAAUAAAUCACUUAGUUAUUACCCUGAACAAAAAAAAAGAUUAACUAAAGCUUUGGAAUUAGAGGGAAUUGAAUAGGAUAUAGAAUGGAUACAAAUUCAAUAUUAAAUUUUAACAAGAGAUUUAAAGAAAAAAAUUGAUAAGAACUUUUAUUUGACUAAAUUGGAAGAGAUAGGAAAAAAAUUGGUUGAAAAAUAAAAGUAGAAAUAAGUUCAAAAAAAAUAAACAUCCAAUUAAAAUGAUGUUUUUUCAUCAUUUUCUGCCUUAUUGAAGAAAUAGACUUGA